Messenger RNA from Sarcophilus harrisii (Tasmanian devil), 6120 nucleotides. It is a transcript of the gene GPM6B, whose product is annotated as glycoprotein M6B. Gene Ontology annotation, molecular function: structural constituent of myelin sheath. The record is from RefSeq and is a predicted model, not a curated record. The transcript has 8 exons. Gene Ontology annotation, cellular component: plasma membrane; myelin sheath. The coding region runs from base 426 to 1343 and encodes 305 amino acids. Gene Ontology annotation, biological process: axon development; central nervous system myelination. Lineage: Eukaryota; Metazoa; Chordata; Mammalia; Dasyuromorphia; Dasyuridae.
AGAAUUGAUUAGCAUUCAUCGGGAGCCUUUGCAGGGGAGAAAGAAAGGGAGGUUGAGAAAGGGAGGUUGAGAAAGCGAGACAGUGGAGGCAAAGGGGAAAACCAGUGGCCACGGAGCAAGCGCUUUCCAGUCCAGACUACAUUGAAACUUUAAACACAAUCGAGGGGAAGAAUGGGUAUUUUAUAACUGGGAUCCUCGGUGACGUAUGGCUGACUGUUCCCUGGCAGAGAUCUUUAUGGACCUGUAGCAGAGUGAAAUUGAAGGCAUCUGGGAAGGGACCGUAAUCUACUGUAGAAGAGAACAGAGCCCCUCAAUCACUGGCGCUGUAAAUAAGAAACGGAGGGGAGUCAAAAGAAAGGGAAUAGUGGAGGGGGGUACGCCUCGUUUGGGGGGGAGUGGGGUAAAAAGCAUUUUUGGUGGAUGGUAUGAAGCCAGCCAUGGAAACUGCAGCGGAGGAAAAUACAGAACAAAGCCAAGAGAAAAAAGUGAUCACCAGACCAGAAAUGGAAAUUGGCAGGUACCACUGGAUGUACGAGAGUUCAAGGCCACACCGGUACCAGCAUGUGCCAGCAUUGAGAGACAGUGUUAGUCCUUUGAGCACUCCAGGUUGCUUUGAAUGCUGCAUCAAGUGUCUGGGAGGAGUGCCCUAUGCUUCCCUCGUGGCCACCAUUCUCUGCUUCUCUGGAGUUGCUUUGUUUUGCGGCUGUGGACAUGUUGCCCUAGCUGGGACCAUAUCCAUUCUGGAACAGCACUUCUCCACAAAUGCCAGUGAUCAUGCCCUACUGAGUGAGGUGAUACAGUUGAUGCAGUAUGUCAUCUAUGGAAUUGCAUCCUUUUUCUUCUUGUAUGGGAUCAUCCUGUUGGCAGAAGGCUUUUAUACCACUAGUGCAGUAAAAGAGCUGCAUGGGGAGUUUAAAACAACAGCAUGUGGCCGGUGCAUCAGCGGAAUGUUUGUUUUCCUCACCUAUGUGCUUGGAUUGGCCUGGCUUGGGGUCUUUGGCUUCUCUGCUGUGCCUGUCUUUAUGUUCUAUAAUAUAUGGUCAACUUGUGAAGUCAUCAAAUCCCCCCAGACAAAUUCGACAGCAACAGGGAGUCAGAUCUGUGUGGAUAUCCGGCAAUAUGGUAUCAUCCCUUGGAAUGCCUUGCCAGGCAGGGCAUGUGGCUCAACCCUAGAAAGCAUCUGCAACACAAAUGAGUUCUAUAUGUCCUAUCACUUGUUCAUCGUAGCCUGUGCUGGAGCUGGUGCCACUGUGAUCGCACUGCUGAUCUACAUGAUGGCUACUACAUAUAACUAUGCGGUUUUGAAGUUUAAGAGUCGGGAAGAUUGCUGCACUAAAUUCUAAUUUGAAAUAAGGCCAAUAAAGAGUUUUAGAGAGCUACAUUGUGUGGCUUGAACUACCACUGACACCAUAGACUAAAACAGAGUCUAGAUUUUGAAGUUUUGUGACCAUAAUUUGUAAAUAGCUUCCUUCAGUAAAACAAUUAGCAUAGUCAAUUAAUAAAAUGACUUAUUGUAUAUGAAUUAUAGAAUGAUAAGAACUGGCUAUUACCUAUACUUUUGAGAGGAUUCAGUUAUUUUACUGCCACUGGUAGUAUCCUUUAAAGACAAGAUUUUCUUGGAGUUAACAUCUAGUUGUUUUUCCCAAAGCAGUUACUUCUAGAUCAAAUACUGGAACUCUUGAAUGCCUGCCUCAUUCUCCAUUUUUUCCCCUUGCUUUUUAAUCUGAUUUCAAAGAUUUAAACAAAACAAAAAUCCCAACACAAAUGUUAAACAUGAGAUGAAAGAGAACCAUUAACAUUUGGGCUAUUAAAAGCAUUGUUUGUGUUAUAUUUGGGGGGAGGAGGAAAUCAUUCAUUUUAGAAUAAUUUUAGGAGUGUUUUUAAGCUUUUAAAACAUUUUAACAUGGAAAGUUAUAUAGUUUGACACCAACUAAAAAUUUCCAGACACAGCAUGAUAAAAAUAACUCAUGUUGUUUUCUCCAUUAAAGGAAUUUAUUAGUCUGUUUUGCGCAACACAAUCAGUCCUUUCAAACCUCCCUUCCCACCUCCAAAAUAAAUUGAUAAAUGAUAUCUUAAAUCUGUAUAUCGGUGCAGUAGUAACUGAUUUCUCAGUAGCCAGUUCUUGAAAAUAAGUUAAGAUUUUAAUGAGAAGAGAAAUUGUGCAAAGAUUGAACAUUUCAAACAUGUUGAAAAGGAAAUGAGAGAAAUAAAGGUGUUAAGAUGCAGAAUUGUGUUACAGAAAAUAUGAAGGAAAGGAGUUGGGAAGAAAUGUGGUUUUGCCACCAGCUGUAAUGAAAAAUUUUCUUAUGGACUCAGACAUUGAAUGAAAUGAGAGUUCUAAAAUGAAAAAUGUAGCUGUAAAUUGUCACCACUAAAUCUGUUAAUCCAGAGACUGCAUGCUUUGCUUAUAGUUUUUAGUCUGGGUUUUCACAUUCAUUCUUUAAAUUCUCUCAUGUUAAACUGUAGCUUUUUUCAUUAUUUACACAAAAUAAACAAUGUUUACAGUUUUUUUGGGGAGGGGGGGAAAUUUGUUCUUAUCUACCUUGUAAGAUAUGUCCUUGUACACCUAUUUUAAAACUCAGAUAUCAACUUAGUACAUUCCCAGAUUUGUGCAUCAGACUUAAACCCUCCCCAAGUGAUAAAAAGUGCUUUGCUAUUUUUCACUUACACUUUUUCUUUUAACUGCAGCCACUUAAAUAAGUUGCUCCUUGUUUAUUAACUAACUUCUCUUCAGCCCAUUAAUAUUAAACAAAAUAGAAAGGCAUGCUUGCACUUCAGGAAACCAUUUAUACUGACUCUCUGAUUCUUCAGUAGUAGAAUGUAUGUAUUAAUAUAGAAUAACUUCCUCCCAUUUUUAUUAAAGAAUGUCUAUUAAUCUGACUAGCAGCUUGCUUUGCUUUUUGACAUGCUCACUAGCCAUCAUGCUCACCCUUCUCUUCCAGAUCCACUUCCUCAUGAUACUGUCUUCUAACUGGGCUUACUUAAAGGAUGCAAGCAAAAUGCAGGCCUACCAGGAUAUCAAAGCAAAAGAAGAACAGGAACUUCAGGAUAUCCAGUCUCGGUCAAAAGAACAGCUCAAUUCUUACACAUAAAUGUUUGCCAGAGUAAUUCAGCAGAAGAAUUUAUAGCUCUGACAAAUCACCAAAUGGCUGCUCUGCAGUACAGAUGUAUAUCUACCAAACAAACAAAUAUAGGAGUAUAAAAACUUCACUGUCAAGCUCCUGGGACUUGUUUCUAGGAAAACCUUCCGGUAAAUCUUUCUUCCUUUAGAACAGAAUUGGAGGUUUCAUGUCAGCCAUUUUAAAAGGCAACACUUUUGACACAAUGAUUGUUUACCCUUUUGAGAUUAAUAUCAUUCCCACAUUUCACUUUGCCUGUUGGUGUGGUCACUUAACAAUGGGAAUCAGUCAUGCUCUUUAGUAGGAGCUCACAACUUUCCAGCAUUAGGAAGUUUAACUAUAUACAUAUAAAUGCCAAUAGUUAUCUACCUAACAAGUUCCAUUUCUGACAACUGAAAUUUGUUAAAUUUUGGCUCUUGUUUUUCAUAAGGUGACUAAAUUUAUUUCUUUCCUAAUGAGCUGGCUUUCUGAUUUGUCCACAUACAGGACACAUGAAUUCCCUGAGCCAGUCAGAAGGCAGCUAUUCUGAAAUGCCUCAAUGAGCCACUGUAAUUCUGCUGUACUUACUGCUGGAACAACCUAGAUUCUGAAUUAUUCAUGGGCAAGGCCUGUAGAAUUUGUUUUAUAAAGUUUUAUUAAAAAAAAAAAAGUGUGACCCAGUAAUUUUUUUUUCCCCUUCCCUAAAUGCCAGCUUUGCCUUAAUGUAAAUUUCUUCUAAAUUUCUAAGAAUUUAUAUAAGAGGAGACCAUGACUUAUUCAUGGUACUUCAUUUGACAAAUUUUAUUUCUUAAUUAAGAAGUGUUACCUUAUUAAAAUGACCACCAUCAAAACAUUUGUAGAUGAGUCUAGAUAAUGAGUUUGUGUUUCAUAUCAGCUAUCUAAAAAUAGAAUUACAAGUAGACCACAGACCUCCUGCUUUUCUACAACUUGUUACCUAAAUUAGAAUUUGUAUUUAUUUUGUUUUCCUUAAACAAAUAUUACUUAUGAUCCCCAAAUAAUGAAGUUCGAUGUUCAGCAAGAAAGCUGCUAGAGUUAAGCCAUUUAACAGAAAACUUGCCUUCAAAUCAUUGUAUUUCAGAGGCAUUAAGUGAUUAUUGGUUAUUAGUGAUGGUAAAUUUUGUGUUGUUCUUUAUGAAAUGAUAAAUAUAGCUGUUGGGUAUAUCAGUACUUAUUAAAAGAAGCUACAUAAUAUAAAGUUAACCACUGUAUAUUCAUGUUUCAAGUUAACUUGUGAUUUGACUGUUUCCUGGAUAUUAAAACACAUACCUAUGUGAAAAUGUAGAAAAAUGAAAGGAAGCAUACAUUUACUUAGAAGUUAUUAAAAACUGAUCUUUUAUCAGAUAUUACAUUUCAUUUGGAUCAUUAAAUUUAAUUAAAUGCCUAAAAUGUUUAAUUUAAACCUUUUUACAUUGGGGGAGGCUCUCUUCUAUGUAAAGCAAGUGACAGAAUAAUUUAGUGUUUGUUUUUCUGUUGCAUGAAGGAAAUUUAAAUAUUUUUCACAGCAGUGCAGGUGCUGUCAUAUAGUCAGUGUUCUUAUAGAGGAGUAAUGGAGGCAGUGUCUUAAAGCCUAAUUCUUUUUCUAAGUCUAGGUAGCUAUUACCAGAAGUUUUUGAAAGUUUCGUUUUAAGUAGUCUAAUAUUUUUUAUGUAAAGAUCAUUAAAUUUUGCUAUGUAUAAAUUUUUGUAACCUAACAGUGAAUCAAUAUUUUCUAUCAGUGCCAAGGGCUUCCUGUAGUUAUAUUCAAGCGUUACAAUAAAUAUUUGUAGAUAAUAGAGUCAACAUGUGUAUGCUUAUUUUAAGAUUCUAUCUAAGCAAAAGUAGUUGUGGCUGUACUGAUAGUAAUAAAAUAAAAUUAUAGCUUCCUUCAUUUGGUGUUUUAGCAUAUCUAAACCUUUCUUGACUUUGUCUUUGGAUUGGCUGUCUUAAAGUAAUAUAAUUAAAUGUACUGAAAUUUCAAACUAAUUAGUUAACAAAUGUUUAUUGGAGGUUGCAUGUUUUGGUAAAAGUCAUAUUUAAAGCAAGAAUAAUUGAAGAGAGUUCUGUAACUCAUUGGAUUGUGCUCUGCAAAAGAUGCUUUUGCUAUAUGAUCCUGAUAUCUCAUAGUUCUAUAGAACUAUAAAUUUUCCAAGUGAAAUUUCACUGGAAAUUACUUAUGUUAUCAACAGUAUUAGAAGGUAUAUGCCUAUGAGAUUUACUGGACCUAACCUUUAAUACAAGAUUUGAUGAAGACCUCAGGAAGGAACAGUUUGCCUUUUGAAACUGUCUUAAAAGUAAAGGUACUUCCAAGUUAUGUAUAUUUAUAAAAUAUUAUUGUUAUAAUGUGCUUAAUACGUUAUAUAAUACAUUUGACUUUUACAAAUCCUAGAAACAUCAAAAGUUCGUAAAUUAGGAUAAAAAGAAAUAUGUCAUCAGAACUUUGUUGUGUUUGUUUUUUAAAUCAAGGGCUAAUGUGUAACAGGAAUGUACAGGAAGUCAAUUCAGUAAAGUUUUAUUUAUACUUUUAGCCAUUAUUGUGAUUACCUGUAAUUGUAUAUUUGAACAUUUUCAGCAUAGUCUCAAGUUAGUAUUUUACAUCAAGAUCCAGGCUUAAGGGCCAAAUCAACAGAUUCUUAUUUACACACCUACUGUGAAGCAUGAGCAAAUAAUACAUUAACUUUCUUUUCUCCCUGAAACUUUAAGCCUGAAUCUUCUCAUCAGCUCUGACACAAAAGAUCCUAUAGUGUAUAUAUUACAAACACCUUAAUUAUAUUUUAUAUUUUCCCAAGUCUUUUCAAAAAAUUAGAUUAAACUGUUUAAAGUGAAUAUAAUUUAUUUAAAAUUUUAAGGAUUUAUAUACCUUUGGAAAUUUGAAUUACUAGCAACUAGUAGCAAGCAAAGAACUAUUCUCCCAAAACUGUGAAUGAUAUAUAAAACUAUCUAUAAAACUGAAAAAAGACAAAGUACUUCAAACAUUCUGCAGGCAUUCAAAAACAAUUAUUACAAAUACUGUCACUGAUCUAGA